AUGGCCACUCCAGGUGCAGGACCUAGUCGUCUGCCACCAAAGCACGUCGAGCUCCGCGCACAGACAAACAAGGACGGCGAAGCCAUCUCUCGCCUGUAUCGUCUGGUGCUGCGCAGCUUCUACGACGACAAGUUCAUCGUAGUCGGCGAGCAGGUCCUCCGUUUCGGCGUGCUCCCCACUGAUGUCCUUGCAGCGCGUCUGGGCGUUCAAGCAAAGGAUGCAGCGGCUCUAGCCUCGAGACUCGUCGAUGACAGGAUGCUCUGUCACUUUAGAAGGAACGAACGAAAGGAGACACCCGCAGCCGGAGGAGGAGGCGCAAUGCUCGAGUCGAAGCUUCUCCCCCGCAACUAUUACUACUUUCAUGCUCCUUGGUUCCUUGCGAUGCUCAAGUACAGGCUUCACCAUCUGCGACUCAAGCUCGACUCAUCCAUCGUCUCCUCGAGCUACACGACCAGCUUCGUCUGCCCACGCUGCCGGUUCAGCUACUCAACGCUCGACGUUGCCCACCUGCUGGACCUGACCACCAACUCGCUCCGCUGCGAGCGUCCAGGAUGCGGAGGGGAGCUGCAAGAGGACGAAGAGGAAGGUGAUGAGACUCGCAGGGGCAAAGACCGAAUGGCUAGAUUCAACGAGCAAUGCGCGGGCAUGAUCCGCACGCUCGAAGCCCUGGAAGGAGUCCACGUAGAUAGCAUCGAGCCAGUCUCCUUCCUAGCGGAUCCCGCGAACCACAAAUGGAAGCUACUCCGCUCAGACCAACCUCGUCACCAAUUGGACCAGCAAUGGUUCGCCGAACACGCAAACGACGAGCUGCCAGAUGCAAAGGCGACAGCCAUGUCCCGCGACGCCGCUGGUAAGCCCACCAUCUCCCUCACCGACGCCACGACCUCGGCGGCGGCGCUCCAAGCUGCGAGGGAUGAGGCGGACCGACAGCGCAAAGAGAAUGCAAUUCCUGAGUGGUUGGGGAAGAGUACGGUCAGUGGUGAGGAGACUGCGCUUGGGAUCAAGGAGAGGAGGGAGAGAGAGCGUCGAGAAGGCAGAGGAGAGGGAAGCUCGAGUGGUGCCGGCACUGGUCAGAGUGGAGAUCAGGGAGAGCAAGGUCGUGGUGAGGCCGACGAGGAGGAGGACUACUACGCCCAAUACGCCAAGAUGCAGGCCGCGGAAGAAGAGGCGGCGGCGGCAGCAGCGACGUCCGAGAGUAAGACGAAUGGCGCCACGAAGCGGGAGCGCUCCAGCGAGGCUGAAGGUCGCGACGAUAAGCGCGUAAAGAGGGAAGAGCAGAGCAAGCCCGCGGACGAAGUCACGGCUGUUGAUGCUCCCGAUGACGACGAAGAGCUGGAAGACCUCGAUGAAGUCGCUUGA
Messenger RNA from Jaminaea rosea, 1359 nucleotides. RefSeq lists its product as hypothetical. Lineage: Eukaryota; Fungi; Basidiomycota; Exobasidiomycetes; Microstromatales. Bases 1 to 1359 code for a protein of 452 amino acids. Gene Ontology annotation, cellular component: transcription factor TFIIE complex. Gene Ontology annotation, biological process: transcription open complex formation at RNA polymerase II promoter; transcription initiation at RNA polymerase II promoter. The transcript has a single exon. The record is from RefSeq and is a predicted model, not a curated record.